Messenger RNA from Chinchilla lanigera (long-tailed chinchilla), 5161 nucleotides. RefSeq names its product paxillin (gene Pxn). The record is from RefSeq and is a predicted model, not a curated record. Gene Ontology annotation, biological process: substrate adhesion-dependent cell spreading; transforming growth factor beta receptor signaling pathway; endothelial cell migration. Lineage: Eukaryota; Metazoa; Chordata; Mammalia; Rodentia; Chinchillidae. The transcript is spliced from 15 exons. The coding region runs from base 471 to 3317 and encodes 948 amino acids.
CUUCCUCAGAAGUCGGGAACCAGGACCAGGGGCCUUGGGCCUUGGUACAGGUGUCCUCUCUGACCAUCUGGGCAGGAGCCUGGGACGCCUUGCUGGCAGACUUGGAGUCCACUACCUCCCACAUCUCCAAACGGCCUGUGUUCUUGUCCGAGGAGGCCCCCUACUCCUACCCAACUGGAAACCACACCUACCAGGAGAUCCCAGUGCCGCCCCCGGUCCCUCCACCCCCGUCCAGCGAAGCCCUCAAUGGCACGAUCCUUGACCCCUUAGACCAGUGGCAGCCCAGCGGCUCCCGAUUCACCCACCAGCAGCCUCCAUCCCCGUCACCUGUGUACGGCUCCAGUGCCAAAGCUUCCAGUGCCUCCAACCCACAGGACAGCGUCAGCUCUCCGUGCUCCCGAGUGGGUGAGGAGGAGCACGUCUACAGCUUCCCCAACAAGCAGAAGUCAGCGGAGCCUUCACCUACCGUAAUGAGCUCCUCCCUGGGCAGCAACCUGUCUGAGCUUGAUCGUCUGCUGCUGGAGCUGAACGCCGUGCAGCACAAUUCACCAGGGUUCCCUGCAGAUGAGACCAACGCAAGCCCCCCACCACCUGGGGCCCUGAGCCCUCACUACGGCAUUCCAGAGAAUAACAGCCCAGUGGGAGGCAGAUCUGGGUCCCUGACAAAAGAGAAACCCAAGCGGAACGGGGCCCGGGGACUAGAGGACGUGCGGCCCAGUGUGGAGAGUCUGCUGGAUGAAUUGGAGAGCUCCGUGCCCAGCCCUGUCCCCGCCAUCACUGUGAACCAGGGCGAGAUGAGCAGCCCCCAGCGAGUCACCCCCAGCCAACAGCAGACGCGUAUCUCGGCCUCCUCUGCCACCAGGGAGCUGGACGAGCUGAUGGCCUCGCUGUCAGACUUUAAGACCAGCUCCUCUGCUGUGGCCUUGAGCUCCCCAGGGCUGCUGCCCUGCUCAGCUCCAUCUCCAGCCUGUACCCUUCCUGCUCCUUCUCCAUCUCCACCCAUGCCUUUUGUAUCCCUGCCUUCCACCUCCAAACCCUCUCCUCAAGGCCGAGGCCACACUCCAGAGCUCCUCUGUACUGAGGAGAAUAGACAGAGCCUCUUACUUCCUGUGGCCCUCAGCUGGCCUGAUUUGGCUGGCCUUGGGGUGGUGACUGACACUUACGAUUCAAGGUCUCCCUCUGCAGAGGGUUCCGCAGGGUCAUUUGGUACAGAGGGCCAGGCCCCGGUUAGGGGGGACCUUCUGAACCCCGUGAGGGAGCCCUCUAUGGCCUCCCUUUGCCACACUCCACCUCCUGUUGGCAGCACAGUCUCCCAGGAGCCUGGAGAUCCUAAAGGACCACAAGGUAACCCUUUAUGUCCAGAGGAGGCUGUGGUUGCCGCUCAGAAGUGGCCAUGGGCUUUGGAGGCAUCCAGCCCUGAGACUCCCUGUAGAGCUGCUUGCAGCUUUCAGGAAGUAACGGAGCCAGCUGUUGUGGCUGUGGAUCGUCAGGCCAUCUUCCCAGACACCUGGAGUCUCGCAAAGGAAUAUGACCAGCAGGAGAGGGCAAGGCCAGAACCCGGAGGGCUGGAAAGCGGCUGUCCUGCCCCAGCUGACCAGGAGCAGUUAGGUGGAGAAAGGCCCAGGAGGGGAAGCCUGGUGGUGCUGGCCCAGGGACCCAAGACCCCAAGGAGCCCAGAGGGCACCGCUGAAGCUGCUGCCGAGGCCAGGAAGGAACAGCUGGAGCUUCCACGUGCCGUGGUCAUGGGCACACCCAGCACUGCGGAGAGGAUUUCCACCUCCGGCCAGAUCCGCUCUGUGAUCAGGAGGAGCCGGGAGACGGGCCACGCGCACCCCAUGUCUCGGGAGCCCUCCCCUCGCCGCCGGCUGGACCCCGCCACCCUGAGCAGGACCCCAUCCCAGGAGCAGCUCAUCGCAGAGCUGCAGGGCCGGCUGGGCAUCCAGCCGGAGGUGGAGGAGGCCACAGGGCCAGCCGGGGCCUCUGCGCAGGACUGGCUGACCGAGGGCAUCGUCAUCACCGUGCAGCCGCGUGGGCGGAGGGCUGGGGGGCAGCUGGUAGAGAAGGUUGUCUUCCCUCCUGACUCUCCCAUUCCCCUGAGAAGAACCAUCUCUAUUCUGGCUUCUCCUCCUGUCCCUCCUCUCCAGCAUCACCGAGACGCCUCGGCCGGCAGCUCUUCUCCCCUGGCCAGCCUGCCCACCCCUUCCCGCCUGGGGCCCUCAGUCUCCACCCAUGGUUGCCCAGGGGUCCAUUGUGCAGGGGACGAGCCCCAUGAUGAGGAGGGGAAGGGCUACACCUCACCCACUCCUGUACCCCACACUGUGAAAUCUGUGGGUUGCCAGACCGAUGAGGACCCACUCUUCCCCCCGAUGCAGAUGCACGGCCUGGAACAGAGAGCGGAUGGAGAGUGGCAGUGGGCAGCUGGCUGGCCUCCGAGCAGCAGGCAGAGCAGCCCUGAAGGGCAGGACGAGGGAGGGUUCAUGGCCCAGGGGAAGGCCAGGAGCAGCUCACCACCCGGGGGACCCCCAAAGCCAGGGAGCCAGCUGGACAGCAUGCUGGGCAGCCUGCAGUCCGACCUGAACAAGCUGGGGGUGGCCACGGUGGCCAAAGGCGUCUGCGGGGCCUGCAAGAAACCCAUUGCUGGGCAGGUCGUGACCGCCAUGGGGAAGACGUGGCACCCCGAGCACUUUGUCUGCACCCACUGCCAGGAGGAGAUCGGAUCCCGGAACUUCUUUGAGCGUGACGGGCAGCCCUACUGUGAAAAGGACUAUCACAACCUCUUCUCCCCGCGCUGCUACUACUGCAACGGCCCCAUCCUGGAUAAAGUGGUGACAGCCCUUGACCGGACGUGGCACCCUGAGCACUUCUUCUGUGCGCAGUGCGGUGCCUUCUUUGGCCCUGAAGGGUUUCAUGAGAAAGACGGCAAGGCCUACUGCCGGAAGGAUUAUUUCGACAUGUUUGCGCCCAAGUGUGGCGGCUGUGCCCGAGCCAUCCUGGAGAACUACAUCUCGGCCCUCAACACCCUCUGGCAUCCCGAGUGCUUUGUGUGCCGGGAGUGCUUCACGCCGUUCGUCAAUGGCAGCUUCUUUGAGCACGACGGGCAGCCGUACUGCGAGGUGCACUACCACGAGCGCCGCGGCUCCCUGUGCUCCGGCUGCCAGAAGCCCAUCACGGGCCGCUGCAUCACCGCCAUGGCCAAGAAGUUCCACCCCGAGCACUUCGUCUGUGCCUUCUGCCUCAAGCAGCUCAACAAGGGCACCUUCAAAGAGCAGAACGACAAGCCUUACUGCCAGAACUGCUUCCUCAAGCUCUUCUGCUAGGCGCUCUCGCCAUCACCGGCCCUUUCCCCAGCCCAGCGUCCCCAACUGCUACUGUGACCCAGAGACCUCGCCCAGGGUUGAGGGGCAAGCCUGACAGAAACUGGAAGCCUCGUCCGUAGCUGGAGCAGGAUGAGAAGCAGGCCGCGGGUCCUGCCUACUUCUCUUCACACCUCUCCCCAGCCUCUGGGCUUCUCCCUCCCUCUGCGGCUCUCCCUGGGCCGCCCACUUUGUGUUCACCCAGGCGUGGAGCCUGAAGGGCCCCACCUCACACCACGUGUCUCCCCGCGGAGAGGCCUGGCCAGGCCAGCACCUCACUCUGGCGCCGUGUCUACGCCUAUUUCAGCAGUAGAGGAGGGCAGGCUGGGGUCUCUUUUUAUCCUUACUCCCCGCAACCCAAUAAUCCCUAGUGUUGCUGGGGGGAUCGCCGCCUGCCUCCACACAAUGCCAGCAUAAACCCCCUCACCCACAGGCCGAGGUCCCACAGGCCUCCAGUCUCCCCAGGCCUUGGGUGACCGCCCCCUUUCCUGACUGCCCCUUUUGUAACUGUUUUGGUCCUACUGAGAAAGGCCUCUCCAGCAAUAAUGUUUUAUAGCCAUUUCUUCCAUCUCUGGGGACGGCAUGGGGUGGGGAAUGUCACCCAUGCCUGGACACUGUACCGACUUUGAUAGAUUUCUACACUGAGGUUUGCAUUCGUAUUGCCCGAAUUGCUUUUACUUCUCUGUACAAGAUGAUUUUGAAGAGAUUUUAAAGACUUUCCUUUUUGUAUUCUCCUCCUUGUCCACUGCCACUAUCCUAUUGGUGACUGGGGCUUUGGGGUGGAGUUGGCUUUGUACUGAGGGCUUGGGGUGGGGAAGCCAUUUGUAUUUUAUUUUUCUUAGCACAAGCAGGUGAACCGGGAGCAGCUCUGUGGCUCCCCUUCUGUACCUUCACAGCGCACCAGGACUGUUUUAUAAACUGCUGUAUUUUGAAACUCCUUCCUUACUGCCCGGGUCAGUGAGCUUUUAAUUAAAAUUGACCUAAGGGUGCCUAGCCUUUAUGGACCUGGAAUUCUGAAUCUCAUCUGCCCUGUUCCUGAGGGAGGAGAAGGGGUAAGGAUGCUUUGGGGGCUGCUUUCUGUCUGAGAAAGCCAUUAGGAGCCUUUGCUCCCCGAUGAACUUUUUGGCAACAAAGAGAACCUACUGGACAUUCUCAGCCUCCUCACUGCUUCUCUGGGGCUCUUUUUUCUGCCGUCUCAGGAAAGCUGGGAUCUGACUUUGGCCGCGAAGACCAUACAGGUCUCUCUGGUCUCGAUUCCACUGGCGCAUUACUUCCUCAGAUUUCCUGCCUCGCUGGAGACUGGGCUCAGGUCCCUCCCCUUUAACAGGUGAGGUCAAUGCUUAGGUCUGGGGAGAAGGCUCCAGCUUGGUGCAAGGGGCCUGGUAGGAUUCUGGUCGGAGGGACAGGACCCUGCUGGAGCAGCCAGAAGCCCCAGAGCUCUCUCAAGGUGAAACAGGAGCAGCCAGGCCUGGGGUUCCUGGCCAGGGGGAAGGUCCCCUCUACAGUGAUGCAUCCAGACCACCCCACCAGCCUCCCUCCUUUGAGGCGGGGCAGGGAGUAGCCCAGGUCUAGGGAGGUCAGCCUGGAUCCCCCAAGGUUCUGCCAUUGCCACUUCUACCCACAGGCCUUAUUGCUCUGUUUACAGUGACCCAUCCCAGGCCUCUCCCCAAGGGGCCUGGGGUUUCUGGGGUCCACUCACUGGGUUAAUGGUUAUUUGAUUUUGAUUUUUUUUCUCUAUAAAUUUCUAACCUGGCUUUUUCCAUUUCAAUUCCUGUGAUUUAUGCCAAUAAAGUUUGCCAUUAUUUUCA